Penicillium oxalicum is the source of this 726-nucleotide messenger RNA. Its product is annotated as Mpv17/PMP22 family protein. NCBI's taxonomy places the organism in Eukaryota, Fungi, Ascomycota, Eurotiomycetes, Eurotiales, Aspergillaceae. The record is from RefSeq and is a predicted model, not a curated record. The transcript has 3 exons. Gene Ontology annotation, cellular component: membrane; cytoplasm. The coding region runs from base 1 to 726 and encodes 241 amino acids.
AUGCCGUCCGCUCUUUUGGUGACCUUUGCACAAUCCACCGUGUUGAAUGCCAUUUCCAACGUCCUGGCGCAAUUGAUUGACCAGCGCAAAAACACCACUCCCUUUACACUCAACACUCUCGCUCUGCUCCAAUUCAUCACCUAUGGCAUUCUCAUCGUCCCCAUCAAUUUCUACUGGCAACGUGCCCUCGAAGCCCGCUAUCCCGGGUUUCCCACCCGCGCGGAACUCACUCGCGCUCUGCGCUCCUGGCGCUCUCUCUUCUCCCUUUCUGCUCUCCGAUCCAUCUGUUCCUCCUUAUUUCCCUUCGCGGCCGCCUCGGCCGCACCACGUAUCAACGUGGAUGCCGUACUGCCCAGACAUCGGGACAAGAUCAAGGAAAAAGAUGAGUACGAGUAUGAAAGUCGCUACUGGGCGCCCCGGCCACGCGCGUCUCGUUCAGGGCUUCAUAGCUUUGUGAUGAAAUUCCUCUUUGAUCAGACAAUUGCGGGAGUCAUGAAUAUCAUCCUGUUUGUCGUCUUGAUUAAUUUUCUCAAGGGUGAGACUUGGGACAAGAUUGGCCAUUUGGUUCUUUUGGAUUUCACCCCAAUCAUGAUCGCUCGACUCAAGUAUCGGCCCGUUGUUUCGACGCUCAUGUACACGGUCAUUCCGGUCGAUCGCCGGGUGGUCUUUGGCAGUGCCUGUGGUGUGAUAUGGGGCAUUUAUCUCAGUUUAUAUGCUGUCGUUUGA